AUGGCAUGCUUCAGCCACCCAGGAGAGAAAUUCAGAUUUCCCUAUCCAGUCUUGUAAGUAAACAACAACAAUAAGUGAUCACGCAGUUUUUGGCACAUGCUGAAAACUUACCUGCUUACUGAGGCUUUUGCUAUCAAGUAUACCAGCCACUUGUCAGAACUAUUCUAGUUAAACGGAGUCUUGAAACACUGCUGGAUUUAUUAUUUUAUCUUUGUAUUUUCAAUGGAUUCUACUGUAAGCUACCUUGAAAUACUCUUCAUAAUAGGAAAGGUAUUUACUUAAUUUACUAGCUGGCUAGAGACUGCCCAAGAAGGGAGAACAUCCCUCUUGCAUUUCUCUGCUGGAUGUGGAGAAUGGAGGCUUCUUGCCUUCUUGCUUGCCAUGCUAGAUGUAAAGAGGGGCUUAACAUCUCAUCUUUCCUCUGCUAGUCCACUUACCCACCUGUAUAAAGCUCUGUGCUGUCUCAAAGGGAGCUUAUAAAUACAAGGCUGACUCAAUGGGAAACUAAGCACAAAUACAGGCAUCCAGACCAAUUAGACUUUAAUCUUAAAAUCUUGAGGAUUAAUAUGUAGUCCAAGUGCUACUAUUAGGCUCUCUUCCAACUUUUUUUGUUGGGGGGGUCACUACAUGGCCACAACAGUGUCAUGGGCAACAGAAGAUAGUGGCCAGUGACAAAUAUGGUGGCAGUCAAAGAUCCCAGAGAAUCUGACACUCUCUUCUUAAUGUGUAUUCUAAGCCUCAUGUUGAGAAGCAGAAAAUACAUGGGAGACAAUAUUUGGAUAUAACCUACAUAUAUGACAAUAAAACGAGCAAGUUUUCUGGGAGAGGGGUGUGUGAUCAUCAUUGUUGCCAUUUAUUUAUACAUUUCCACAUACGUGCAUAGCAGGGCUAACCAAUGUGGUACCUUCCAGAUUUUGUGGACCACAACUCUUAUCAGCAUGUCCAAUAGUCGUGGAUUAUUAGAAAUGUAGUCCACCAACUUCUGGAGGGAACAAACUGGCUACCUCUGCUUGAGUGCAACAAAGAUUAUAGGUCCCUGUCCUGAAGACCUUGCAAUUCUGUUCAACUACUAAGCUUCCAUUUGGUUUCAGCAGGGAAUGAGAACUGCAACGUCCUAAAGGGUUGUAGCACUACAUAACUCAAUACAUAGCAAUAUAUAUAACUAUAUAUGCACACUAUAUAUGGCACCCUUUCCAAACCUGGUGGACUCCAGAUGAUUUUGGACUGCAACCCCCACAGGUAUGCUAACCAGGGAAGGUGGGAGUUAUAGCCCAACAACACCUGGCAGGAAAAGCUUGAAGUUCUUUCUCGUUUAGUUUUAAGAUGCUAAAUUAGGUUAGGUUACUUACAGCACUUCUGUAUGGCUUGAUUUUUUGUGUUCAUUAAUAUUACAGUUGUCCCUAAUUGUUCUUAAUGGUUUUUGGGUUUUUUUGGAGUUAUGAUAAUUAUUGUUCAUUUGGUAUGUUGUGAGCCACUUUGAGGUUCACUGUGGAAAAACUGCAUACAAAUAAACUGAUGAUGAUGAACUACAGGCUCCGCUCCAGAGACGGACCUAAAAAAAAUUGACAACUCUUUGGACUCUCUGGUUGGUGUUUCAAACUAAAAGUAUUUCCCAGGGCAGGCCACUUCAAAACAGUGAUACAAGAAUUUCAUUGACACACACUGCUGAAGACUGUCUGGGACAUAAAUCAAGAGAAAGCAACAUUACACUACAUUUAUUUGUUUUUUAUAACCUUCACUCAAGGCUAUAAAACAGGAUACAAGUAUUCUCUGGAUGCCAAUUGCUUCUCAGAAACUCUGGGUCACAGUUGAAGCUUUCAAUAAUCUAAGGCAGGACUUCCCAAACUUCAGUCCCCAGACUUUUUGGACUACAGUUCCCAUCAUCCCUGACCGUUGGUCCUGCUAGCUAGUGAUGGUGGGAGUUGUGGUCCAAAAACAGCUGGAAACCCAAAUUUGGGGAACUGUGGUCUAAGGAAUUAGUGAUCAUCAGACUAUGCUGAAAAUUGUCAAAGCCUUCUUUUGUAUGAACUUCAAAAAGCAAAUAGUUUCAAUGCAUACCAACAGACAUAGAGCUCCUGAGACACAUCAGUAUACACAUUUGCUAUCGUACUUCAUCUACCAACAAGACCAAAUAUCCAACCUCCCUGUUAUUCUUCUUUAGUUGCACAGUCUGUUUUUAGUUUUUUGCAAUUUCUUGAACCAUUGUGAAAUGUCAAAUAUUCUAGAAUUUCCCUGUUCUUUUGUUAACCUUUGAAAACCACAUUAAACACACCCUUUUUAACAGAUUUUGCAAUGGGGGUGAGCAAGCAAGCAAGCAGGCAGGCAGGCAUAUAACAAGGCCAAAGUUGAGCACUUUUUAUGUCCCCUUGAUCUCACUGGGGACAGACUGGUCAUUGUGCUUAACUCCUCCACUGAAAAAAAAUGCAAGUCUAAAAUGCUUGGGUUUGCCUGGAUUGUGGUCCAUGAGUUCUGCCUCUCCCUGCCAUCACAACCAAUUUGUUUCCAGUAUUAUGCUGUAGCACUCUUAGUUAUGUACACUGUAUUGUGGGACCAAGAAGCUGGUGCUCAAGCUACACAAACACUCCCUGUCCUUUAUCAAAGGAGUUACAGCCUGCAAUCAGGUAAUUCUAAGCAUAACAUGCUCAUCCAACUAAGCCAGCAUAGCAAAUGCCUCAGGGGGUGGGGCAGUGGCAGGCAGAUGGCUGUGGUGUCAACUGAUUUUCAUUCUCCCUCCCUCCCCCACGCCUUUGCAGUGUGCGUCUUGUGUAUGUGCACUGUUCUAAUUCCGGUUCAGUUCCUCUCUUAAAACUUCUUCUAAAACCAACACCAAAUGCCAAAUCAGAUAUAUACAGGAAUAAAAGACAACAAGUUUACUGUUUUUUACCACUCCCUCUUGUAAAAGUCAGAAAAACCUCGUUCUUUCCCCAACCACACAAUAUUGUUGCCAAACCAGUACUAAUCUUGUGCUGGCUAAGUUUAUCCCCUCACACACACUUGCAUGGAUAAAGCCUUUGUAUUUCUAACACUUGUAUUCCUAACACAACCUAGGCACUUCUGGGGUGCACACACCCUUGCGGCUUCACUUCUCUCUCCUACAGCAAUCAGAUUGUCAACAGCCCAGCAACACACACACACACCUCUCCACCCCAUCCUAGCUUUGUAAACAAACACACUACAGAAACUAUAGAAGCAAGCAUGAGUGCUUCAUCCCACAGAUCUGGCUACCAUCAUGGUGUUGUUUCAUUUGAAGCAGAUCAGCUCUAAAACACCUUCAGAUAAAUUUUAUGGACUCCCAUGUAGCUGAAAGGAGAAGGGCCAAGAAACAGAGAGAGUGGGGCAUGAAACCAGACUACACGGGCCAGUCUUUGUCAACCUGCUGCCCUCCAGAUGUUUUGGGCUGUAACUCGCUUCAGUCCCAGCCAGCAUGGCCACAAUGACUGGGGCUGAUGGGAAUUGCAAUCCAAAACAUGUGGAGGAUACCAGGUUGGCAAACAAUACCAUAGAUGUUGACAUCAAACCACCACGAAGGAAAACCAUCUCAAGGACCUCCCUAUUCACCUGUCUUCACCUACAAAAGAAAAACAUGGCACCCUACACUUUGAAACUCCCUGCGUACUGAGAUAUAGCAGACAUCUUCACUGUACUCUUUCUGGCAUCUACUAAAAACAUUCCUGUUUAGAAAAGCCCACCCAGAUGCCUAGAAAGUUGAGAUGAUUUUAAUUUGCUUUAGGAUUCUAACUUUUGUAUGUUUUGAAGUGGGGUUGUAAAUUUUUCUUGAUUUUACAGUGGUACUUUGGUUUUCGAACUUAAUCCAUUCCAGGAUUCCGUUUGACUCCCGAAACCAUUAAAAAACCAAGGCACAGCUUCCGAUUGGCUGCAGGAGCUUCCUGCACUCAAGCGGAAGCUGCAUCAGACAUUCGGCUUCCGAAAAACGUCCGCCAACCAGAAUACUUACUUCCGGGUUUGCAGCAUUCGGGAGCCAAUUUGUUCAGCAACUAAGCCAUUCGAGAAGCAAGGUACGAGUGUACUGUUUUAUCUUUUGUAAACCACUUUGAAGUGUUUUAAAAUCAAGCGGUGUGUAAAUUUUAUUACAUAAAUAAAUAAAAAAUCCAAGAUAAAUAUUUUUUCAGCCAGCCUUUCCUAAGGAUCUGGCAAAGCUCUGCAAUCCUCCUCCAUUUGGGACAACACUAGGUCAGCAGCCCAAAUCUUCUAACUUCCAUGGUUCCCCUCAAUCAAGGUACAGAAUGAGGGGCUGAGCUGAGAAGAUCCAUGAGUUAAGAGCUCAAGCUAUCAACUCACCAUUACAUGAGUAGUCAGUACCAGCCUACAUCUCAGGGCUUUUUAUGCACAUGACACAUACAGAGAUGUUACUGUACAGUCAUACCUCAUGUUGCGUCCACUUCAGGUUACGUCUUUUCAAGUUGCGUUCCAGAAUGGUUACUUCUGGGUUUUGCUGCUCAUGCAUGUGCAGAAGUGCUAAAUCGCACUUUGCACAUGCGCAGAAGCACUAAAUCACCCUUUGCGUAGACGUGGCACUUCUGGAUAUGAACGCUUCGAGUUGCGGAUGUGCCUCCAGGACAGAUUACGUCCGCAACUCGAGGUUCCACUGUACUGAAAGAGGCCCCCAAUUAAAACCUCAGCUGCAGCAUCACUGGCUACCUUUAUGAACGCUACUUUUCUCUCAGUCUUUCCCACAAAACACAUACUUACACUGCAGAGCUACUCAAACCAGCAUAACUUACAGGGCUGUUCUGUGGACUAUUAACCCAAAACAUGUGAAGGCUCAUAGCAUGGACACCAAAAUAUUGCCUGAGACAAAGAAAGGCAGCUACAGAAAUUUUACUGCACUUGUCUCAGGUACUUUUUAGUGGAAACACAACACAAACAGCCACUAUAUUGUCAUCACUGCUAAUAAUACUGUGUCAUGAUUAUUAUUUUAAAUAUCAUCAAUAACAACAAAAACAACCCAGUUUAUUCAGUAAAUUUAACUUUCACCUUUCCUCUGAGGAGCUCAAGGCAGCAGGCAGGGCGGGCCUACUCCCCUCCCCCUGCUUUUAUGCUCACAACAAUCCUGUGAAGUAGGUCAGGCUGAGAAAGAGAACGACUGGCCCAAGGUUGCCCACUGUGUUUUAUGACUGAAAGGGGAUUUGAACUUGCGCCUCACCACUUCUCGUGCAAUACUCUCCAUCACACUGGAGUCUUCGGGAAUGGUGAGACAGCACAGAGGAUAUGCAACACCAAAGCGACACCAGGUGUUAGCAGGAGCAACAGGAGCAUCCCAAUUCAACUGCAAAUAAUUUAUUUUUAUUUAACAUCAUUUGUAUACCAAAUUAUGAGGCCCUUCUUUGUGUGCCCGCUCCAAGAGAGCAUUAUCAUGACAACAGCAGUAGCUUUUAUGUUAGGAAUGCAGAACCUGGUGUCCUCCGUAAAUUGCUGUUCACCAACUCCCAUCAGCCCCACCCAGCAAUGUGAUCAAGAAUGAUAGGAGUUACCAGCAAAGGAUUUAGGAGCGGGUGGUUCGGCCGCAUAGGAAGGUGAGCCGAGGGGGUGCAAAAUAAUAAUAUGAAUGCCUACAUUUAUACGGGCAUCUACUGAGAAGAUCCAUAAAAAAGCAACUGUACAAAGAGGAAUUACUGUUAAAAUAAGUAAUAUAAGGAAGAUUUUGUUACACUCCAGCAGCAGGAAUCCACAUAGGGGAUGUAGUCAAGAAAGAAAGGAUUGCAGAACCUGAAAGCAUUUAGUGACCAAGGGGUGACAUGACAAACGUUUGUAAGCGUUAUGCAUGGGCCAAAUGAACCAACCAAAACCCUGCAAUCGCCACCUGAGGCCCUUCUUCUUAUGCCUCCGCUGUGAGAGGUCCGGAAGGUGGUGGCAACACCAGAACGGUCCUUUUCUGUGGUGGCUCCCCGUUUAUGGGAUGCUCUCCCAUAAACUCCCUGGCAGCAUCAGGGACCGUACCUGAGCGGGGGGGGGGGGCGGGUGGCAACCCCUCUUCAACCAGGCCUUGAGCUUACUGACAUCCUAUAUAUAUCCUUGGAAAGGGGUUUGUGGGAAUCGGGGCGGGGGGGGGGUAGGUUUACUGGUCUGUUUUGUUCUUGUCAUUACGCAUUUUGUGCUUUAACCUUUCAUUUUCAUGCUGUGAGCCGCCCUGGGAUUAACGGAUGUAGGACGGUACAUACAUGUCAUAGCUACCCAUAAUAAUAAAUAAUGGAGAGCCGGCCCCCAGCCCCACCCACCCCUCGAUCCCUGAGACCAGGGAGCGCUAAGCGCCCGGCCAACCGCUGCUUCCACACAGAGGAGCGCCGACCCUCCCGAGGGUGAGGCGGGCGAGGGCGGCGGCUGCUUCUCCCUCCCUCCCUCCCUCCCUCCCUCCCUGCCGCCGCCCCCCCGGCCGGCCCAGCCCCGGAUCCUCUCAGGGGCGGCCAGCGCCCUCCCGCCCCACAACCCGGCUCAGGUACGGGCUGGGCGGCGCCCGGCUUACCCUCUCGAAGGCCUCCGUCUGCCUCCCCGGGCAGCGGGAAGAGGAGGAGGAGCAGCAGCAGCAGCGCAGCCGCCGCCGCCGCCGCCACCGCCGGGCCUCAGUCGGGCCGCCUCGCAACCUCGAUCCCGCCCCCCGCCUCCGCCUCCUUCCCCGCCUUCCGCCGUCACGUGACCGGGGCUCGGCCGGAAGACGGGCGCCCGGCCACUUCCGGCUCCCAGGGCUUCCGGGCCCGCCCCCCCCGUCCUCUUCCUUAGCAACCCUUCUAUCCCUCUCCUCUCGGAAAAGAAGCGGCGCCGGAAGUGGGGCUGCGGGGGGGGGCGUUGCGGGGAUUCAAGCUUCCGGUGGCGGAGGAGGAGGAGGAGGAGGAGGUGGCGGCGGAGGAGCUCCGCUGUCCGCGCGGUCCUUCCCGCGCCCCUCGGGCCAGCCCCGUGGCUGCGCCGCCUGGGGGAGGCGGAGAGGAGGUGGGGUGAGACUGGGGGGCUGUGGCGGGGCCGGUGAUCUUCCCCGCUUGGUCCCGUCCCAGCCGUUGGCUGGUGGAACUCGCGGCCACUAGACCUGGCGGAGGUUGUCCCACCUCAGGAGCGCUCCGAUUGCCGGUGGGGGUGGGGGGGGCGUUACGAGGCGGAGCCCAGCCCACCAUCGCCCUCCGCAUUCAUGACAGCGGUCCGCCGCUCCGUAAAUGCAGCUGGAGGUUGAGAGGCGUGGUUGGGCUAAAAGGAGGGAGUGGGGACGUGGAGGUCACGGAGUGGGGCUUGAGGGUGGUGGUUGUUUUGACAGCGCGCUUGAUGUGGACGUGAGAGCUGCUCUUGUGCCGCUGCAGCAGCGCUGCUUCUGGGCUUCCUAGAAUAAGCAUCUGGUUGCAUCUGGUUGGGGGCUGUGAGGACGGAGGCUGCGCUAGAUAACCUCCCCACACACUGGAACAAUAGGAGGGAAGACUGCAGCCCUUGUGCUCGGAUCCUGCUUGCGGGUUUCCCUUUGCGGCAUUUGAGGUUGCCUACUGUGAGGACAGGGGACUGGACUGAGUUGGCCGCUAGCCUGAUCCUGCAAGCUCUUCCUAUGCUCGUGUUUUGCCCCAGGGCAGUGAUGGCCACUAAUUUGGAUAGCUUUUAAAGAGAAUUAGCUGAAUUCAUGGAGGAGAUAAGCUACUGUCAAUGGCUGCUGAGCAGGAUAGCUCUGUUCCACCUCCGUGAUUGGAGGCGAUAAUGCUUCUGAAUACUAGCUGCUGGAAACCAUGGGAGGGGAGAGUGUUCUUGUGCUCAUGUUCUGCUCCCUGGUUUCCCACUGGUAUCUGGUUGGCCACUGUGAGAACAGGUUGCUGGACUAGAUGGACCACUGACCUUAUCCAGCAGGCUCUUCGUAUGUUUGUGAGUGAGUACUGUAGUGAUCCUCUCUUCUCAGUGUUGAAUUCGAAAGAGCCAAAGUACAGUCACGUGAGGAGCUGGUGACCUUCAAGAAGGCGUCUGUGUAUCUUUCUGGGCAGGAGUGGGUUCAGCUGGUACCUUCUGUGUGCAAAGCAAGUACUCUAUGUCUGAGUUGUGGCCUCAGCACCAUCCCACACCAGCUGUGUCAUCUAGGGCCAUUUAGUCCAGCCCCCUGCAGUGCAAUAAUCAGAGCUAAGGAAUACCUGACAAGUGGCUGUCCAGCCUCCCUUUCAAAACCUCCAGUGAAGAGGUUGAUGCCUUUGUCUUUCUCGGUGCUUAAUGUCAUUGGUAGGUUUAGGAUGAGAUGGUGCAUCUCUGCUGCUUUGAUUGCUCAGAAACACCUCCCCACCCCCCACAGUUAUUAAGUUUAUUUUCCAUUUUGUUUGUUUGUAAGGCUGGAGUCCUGUGCACGCUUAUCUGAGGGUAAGCUCCACUGAACUUAGUAAGACUUAUUCCUGAGUAAAUGCAUUCGGGGUUGCACUGCAAAUAACCUAAUUUCUGAGGUACUUUCCAACAGCUAAUUUCCACAGUCCAGUCACUUCUUUCAGCAAUAUUGGGUUUGGGACAAGCAGGGAAACUGAGAAAACAGUAAUUAUUGUGAUGAUGUGAUCAUUACGAGAGCCACAGGGGAAGAAACUAGUACAGUCUUGAAACUAUUUCUUUCUGUGGCAUUCACAGUAUUCAUCCACUUGCCCCUUUCAGGUUUGUCAACAUGACCAUGAGAACUGAUAGCCUCCACUUCCAGUUCGACAACUAUGGGGACUCCAUGCUGCAAAAAAUGGACAAGCUGAGGGAAGAGAAGAAGUUUUGUGAUGUCACGGUCCACAUAGACAACCUUGAGGUUCACGGCCACAAAAUAGUCUUUGCUGCUGGCUCCCCUUUCCUAAGGGAUCAGUUCCUGCUGAAUGACUCCAAGGAAGUGAAAAUCUCCAUCCUCCAGAGUUCGGAGGUUGGGAGGCAGCUGCUUCUGUCCUGCUACACUGGUGUCCUGGAGUUUCCCGAGAUGGAGUUGGUGAACUACCUGACGGCGGCUAGUUUUCUUCAGAUGAGCCACAUUGUGGAGCGCUGCACACAGGCCCUGUGGAAAUUCAUCCGGCCAAAACAUCAGCUUGAAAACAAGGAGGAGGGGAAGCAGCCUCAGCAGACUGACUCUUCAGAGCCAAACGAGUGUCCGAGGCUGGGGAGUAAGGAGGAGGAGGAGGAAGAUGACUCCUUGCUUCCAGACUCUCCAUGCAUCCAACCCUCUGAAGACAGCCUGGACAUGGACGAUAGCGACAUCCAGAUUGUGAAGGUGGAGUCCAUUGGGGAGGUUGCAGAGGUCAGAAGCAAGAAGGACCAGAACCAGUUUAUUUCCUCAGAGCAGCAGAACAGCCUCCACUCAUCAGAGCCUCAGCACUCCCUCAUCAAUUCCACGGUGGAGAACCGAGCUGGUGACCUGGAGCAAGGCCAACUCCACAACUACACCCUCUCGUACAUGGGGGGAGACAGCCUCAUCAUGGCUUCCAAAGACAUGUUUGGCACCAGCAACCGGGGGGUGGACAAAGGCCUUCAGUGGCACCACCAGUGCCCCAAGUGCACACGUGUUUUCCGGCAUCUGGAGAACUACGCCAACCACUUGAAGAUGCACAAGCUUUUCAUGUGCCUGCUGUGCGGCAAGACCUUCACACAGAAGGGCAACUUGCACCGGCACAUGCGGGUGCAUGCAGGCAUCAAGCCCUUCCAGUGCAAGAUCUGUGGGAAGACCUUCUCGCAGAAGUGCUCCUUACAGGACCAUCUCAACCUGCACAGUGGGGACAAGCCCCACAAAUGCAACUACUGUGACAUGGUUUUCGCCCACAAGCCCGUCCUUAGGAAGCACCUCAAGCAGCUCCAUGGCAAGAACAGCUUUGACAACGCCAAUGAGAGGAACGUCCAGGACAUUGCCGUGGAUUUUGACUCCUUCAGCUGCAGCUCAGGCACAGACUCAAAAGGCUGCCAGCAGGCCGAGGCCAGUCAGGUGCUGGACACCGGGAAACUGGCGCAGGCAGUGCUCAGUUUGCGGAGCGAAAGCGCCUGA
Molecule: messenger RNA, 9958 nt
Organism: Podarcis lilfordi (Lilford's wall lizard)
Lineage: Eukaryota; Metazoa; Chordata; Lepidosauria; Squamata; Lacertidae
Source: the annotation of a GenBank genome assembly